GUUGACAUAGUGACAUUUCAGGGGACGUUACAGGAGCAUGGCGGGUGUGUGUGUGUGAGUGAAGGUGUGUGUUACUGAACUGUGGUGACAAUAAACAUGGCAGUGUGGAGACUCCUCAGACUCACUGAUGGGCUGAUUUACGGAGCCGCUGGGUUUCUUCCCCGGACUGAAAGUGGUGCCGUUGUUCAGUGUGUGAGGAAUCUGAAGACGUCCACAUGGUGGGAUGAACAUCUGACUGGAGAUAAUGUGGAGUUCCUGAAGAGAGAAGUGACAGAGGAGUACAGCGAGCUCACUGCGGCCAAGCUCAACCCUCUGAAGGAUGAACCAUGGCCUCGUCACCAGUGGGAGGAACAGAGUCGAAGGGUCGGACUCGUGGCUGUUAAGUUGGGAAUGAUGCCGGUGUGGACCAAGUCAGGGGACAGACACGUAGUGACCAUGCUGCAGGUGCAGGACUGCCAUGUGAUCAAGCAUGUACCUAAAGACGAGUACGACGGCACGUCAGCUGCUCUGGUUGUUGGGGCUAAAAACGUCUCUCCCUUUUAUAGGUCAGUGGAGUACCUGGAAAUGUUCCAGAACGCUGGAGUUCCCCCCAAACAAAAACUGACAACGUUCCGGGUGACAGAAAACGCUGUCAUUAAACCAGGAACUCCUCUGUAUGCUGCACACUUUCGUCCUGGACACUAUGUGGAUGUCACAGCUAAAACAAUCGGGAAGGGUUUCCAGGGAGUGAUGAAACGCUGGGGAUUCAAAGGUCAGCCAGCUACCCAUGGGCAAACCAAGACCCACAGGAGACCAGGAUCACUGGGGCCAGGAGGGGAUCCUGCCAAAGUUUUCAAAGGGAAGAAGAUGCCUGGCAGAAUGGGGAAUGUUUAUGACACAGCCUUUGGCCUGAAGGUUUGGAGGGUAAACACCAAAAAUAACAUCUUGUAUGUGAACGGCUCUGUUCCUGGCCACCGAAACUGCUUGGUGAAGGUACGAGACACCAUUCUGCCUCGACACGUAGAGAAGAACAAGGAUCCUCCGUUCCCUACGUACUUUGCUGAUGGAGACGAGAAGCUCCCUGAGGACCUGUACUCCGAGGACAUGUUUCAGUUUGGGGAACCUCUUGAUGAAUGAGGUCAUGACCCCACACCUUCAUCCCUUUACCUUCUCCAUAAUGACCUCUUCAUGCUGGACUGAGAGAAACGUGAAGAAAACACACUUUAAAUAUUAAACAUGGACACUGGCUGUUGUUUGUAUAUCUAAACAUUAAAAUCCCUUUCAUACAA
Messenger RNA from Tachysurus vachellii, 1268 nucleotides. RefSeq names its product mitochondrial ribosomal protein L3 (gene mrpl3). NCBI's taxonomy places the organism in Eukaryota, Metazoa, Chordata, Actinopteri, Siluriformes, Bagridae. Gene Ontology annotation, molecular function: structural constituent of ribosome. The coding region runs from base 97 to 1116 and encodes 339 amino acids. Gene Ontology annotation, cellular component: mitochondrial large ribosomal subunit; ribosome. Gene Ontology annotation, biological process: translation. The transcript has 10 exons. The record is from RefSeq and is a predicted model, not a curated record.